AAGCAAAUUAAACCCAUCGAUAAACACAUACGUUCACACAUAUAUGUCUAUAAAUCCGACAAUGUCUCGUACUGGCGAAAGUUCUUCAGGUUCGUCCUCCGACAAGACGAUAAAGCUAUUCGGCUUCGAACUCAUCAGCGGCAGUCGUACGCCGGAAAUCACGACGGCGGAAAGCGUGAGCUCGUCCACAAACACGACGUCGUUAACAGUGAUGAAAAGACACGAGUGCCAAUACUGCGGUAAAGAGUUUGCAAAUUCUCAAGCCUUAGGAGGUCACCAAAACGCUCACAAGAAGGAGAGGUUGAAGAAGAAGAGGCUUCAGCUUCAAGCUCGGCGAGCCAGCAUCGGCUAUUAUCUCACCAACCACCAACAACCCAUAACGACGUCAUUUCAGAGACAAUACAAAACGCCGUCGUAUUGUGCAUUCUCCUCCAUGCACGUGAAUAAUGAUCAGAUGGGUGUGUACAACGAAGAUUGGUCGUCGAGGUCGUCGCAGAUUAACUUCGGUAAUAAUGACACGUGCCAAGAUCUUAAUGAACAAAGCGGUGAGAUGGGUAAGCUGUACGGUGUUCGACCGAACAUGAUUCAGUUCCAGAGAGAUCUGAGUUCUCGUUCUGAUCAGAUGAGAAGUAUUAACUCGCUGGAUCUUCAUCUAGGUUUUGCCGGAGAUGCGGCAUAACAAAUUAAAGAGAGAUAUAUGAUUAAGAUUAUAUGUACUAUAGUGGCGUAUUUCAUUGGGAUCAUGAAGGGGAAAAAACGAGACAUAUAGUAUUCUUGAUGCAAUUUGAGUUUUGUAAUUUAUUUAGGUUUAUGUAUGUUUUCGAAGAAAAAAAUAAUUCCAAGUGAUGUUGUGGAAUUAUUCAAAAAAAGAAAAAAAACUUUAUUAGAUGGCUUUACUAGAAAAUUCUCGAUCAUCAUCGUCAUCCGAUACAAAAUAAAGUCAGGUAGAGGAUCGAGCAUUUAUAAAUUAUGGAAUAACAAUAAAUCGUACUAUGGAAGCAAAUCAUUUUCUUGUUCCUUAGUUUGCUGACCGUACAUAUACUAGUUGACAAGGUUAAUCCAUAAAUCUCUUUGUAUCAUUGUGUGCUGUGUUUUUUUUUUUUUUUUUUUAAUACUGUGUGCCGUGUUGGUGCAUUUGCGUAAUUGAUGGAGGCAACAUUUUGAACAUAAUCACUUUCUUGUUGCUUAAUUAGUGUAUAUGGCCAUGGGUACGUUCUUCCUAUUGGUACAUAUGCAUGUAUUUAUAUUACAAGGUGAGUAUUCGUUACAAGUUGUGUACAUAUGUUCUUACACGUGCAAUUCGUACACGCCUCAAUUUGAUUUAUAGUCAAAUUUCAAAAAAUUUGUUAGAAAUUUCAUCUCAAAAGUUAUAAUAUGAUCUAACGUGAGACUAAAAAACAUAUGUGAAUUUGAAUGAUAUAAACUUGAUGUUUUUUUUUAAUAACCUAUAUACUUAUUGUAGGUACAAUCCAACGAUUUUAUGAAUGUUGUAUUUUUUUUGUAUACACUGUAAAGACGAUUUUAUGUCAUGGCUAU
This is a messenger RNA of Arabidopsis thaliana (thale cress), 1536 nucleotides long. RefSeq names its product zinc finger protein 5 (gene ZFP5). Bases 44 to 679 code for a protein of 211 amino acids. The transcript has a single exon. Gene Ontology annotation, biological process: trichome morphogenesis. NCBI's taxonomy places the organism in Eukaryota, Viridiplantae, Streptophyta, Magnoliopsida, Brassicales, Brassicaceae. Gene Ontology annotation, cellular component: nucleus. The record is from RefSeq and is marked reviewed.